CUGGUUUAGCUUUUCCUGCCCCUGACAGCUGUCACUGUACGCCGAGGUCAAGGGGAGAGAAGCAUGGCUGCGUUGUUUAGAGGGUCGCGAAAUGUCUUGUUAAGGUGGAACAAGCAUGUCGACCUCGCUCUCGUGUCAAAGCGAUCAAUGGCCUCAAAAACACCAGUGGGGUUUAUUGGUCUGGGAAACAUGGGCAGUCCCAUGGCCAAAAACCUGUUAAAGAACGGUUAUCCCAUUAUUGCCACUGAUGUCUUCCCUGAGUCUUGCAAGGAGCUGCACGACAUUGGUGCCCAGGUAGUAGACUCUCCAGCAGAGGUGGCAGAGAAAGCAGACCGCAUCAUCACAAUGCUUCCCUCCAGUCCCAACGUCAUAGAAGUUUACACAGGCCCGAAUGGCAUCCUCAAGAAGGUGAAGAAGGGGACACUGUUGAUUGACUCCUCCACCAUCGACCCGGCCGUCUCAAGAGAGAUGGCUGUUGCUGCGGAGAAGAUGGGUGCUGUGUUCAUGGAUGCUCCAGUAUCAGGAGGUGUCGGGGCUGCCAGCUUAGCCAAACUGACCUUCAUGGUAGGUGGAGUGGAGGAAGAAUACAAUGCUGCGCAGGAGCUGCUCACCUGCAUGGGAGCCAAUGUUGUCUACUGUGGACAGGUUGGCACCGGACAGGCAGCUAAGAUCUGCAACAACAUGCUCCUGGCCAUCGGGAUGAUUGGGACCGCAGAGACCAUGAACCUUGGCAUCAGACUGGGUUUGGACCCCAAGCUGCUGGCAAAGAUCCUCAACAUGUCCUCAGGUCGUUGCUGGUCCAGCGACACGUACAAUCCAGUUCCCGGUGUCAUGGAGGGAGUCCCCUCAGCCAACAACUACCAGGGUGGUUUUGGAACCACACUGAUGGCCAAGGAUCUGGGUUUGGCUCAAAACACUGCCACCAACACUAAGACACCCAUCCCUCUCGGUUCCCUCGCCCACCAGAUUUUCCGAGUCAUGUGCUCCCGCGGCUACGCUAACAAGGACUUCUCAUCCGUCUUCCAAUUCCUACGCGAAGAGGAAGGCCAGUGAAUGGAGGGGGAUGUUACCAUAUACACACACACACACACACACACACACACACACACACCACAACCACACACCCCAGUGCCCCUUAUCCCACUAUGCUCAGGAGAGACUAAGGCCUUGCCCUCAGGCACAGAUCUACGGUCCAAUUAACAUGCUGUAUGUCGACACAUGUCCCCUCCAUUGCAUUAGCUGAAUCAUAUUUUCAAUUCACAACUCUCCUUCUGCAUGGGGGAAAUGCUAAAACUGACCUUAGAUCAGUAUCUAGAGACAAAGCAACUUUCUUCCUAGUCUAGGAGGCCAGAGUGUAAAAUGAGAGGUAGGAUGAGGCGCUGUGGGUUUACAUGUAACAAUGCAAAUAAUUUGUGUUUUUUCAGGAUGAUUGAUAAGUAAUAUGUGCAUGAUUGUUAAAGAUUUUUGCCUGUUACCCAAAUGGCUUGGGCCUGUCCCUGUUAAAUAAAAGAGGACAGAUAAAAAAAAAAACACAAGCUACAGAAAGGAUUCACAUAGUAAUGGAAAUUUCUUUGAAGAGACAGUGCAAGAGAGUGCAGAGUUUAGGUUACGCUUUUUCCACUAGACAAAAAAUCCUACAUUCACACUACUACAUGUAACGUUACCAAAACUGGCCACACUGCAGGUCAAAGUUUACUUGUUUUGUUACAUUUGUCUCUGUUUGGCAGAAACAUGUUUCAUUCAAUCAUCCUGCCUCAUUUGUUGAUUUCAUUUUUCAGUCGUUCAUCUUUUUCUACCUUGUGAAUACACUAAAGUUAUAGUAUAGUUUCAGUUCUUUGGUACAUUUAAGUCAACACUCUGAAUCGAGCAGUUCUCCUCACUGAAAUACUGUGAUAUCUCUGGUUAUUUUUGCACUGUGUGCAUCGCAGAGCGAUGUGCCGGACCAUUUUGAUACGGUUACAGAAUCUCUUUGAAAUUACCUCUCUCCUCUACAGUCUACAUCUGCUUAUUGAGCCACUGGAGUAUUAUUUUGUGACCAACAACACUGUUUUUAUACUGUUCACUACAAAAUGUCUCACUGUCUAGCACUUUUCUCUAGCCUGGUUCUACUUUAAUUAAAGUCUAUCCUCACAUAUUUCUCCUCUUUCUCUCUCUCUCUCUCUCUGUCUCUCAACUUGUACGACAUUAGUAAAAAGAAAUGUGAGGAACAGUUCCUCCCUGCUCCGAGCAAAUGUACAUAAUGUAUAUUUCAUAUUGUUGUGUAGUAUUGAAGAGGAAUCUAAAUGGACUGCCGCUUUUUUUUUUUAGUAAAAUUCAUUUCUAGUGUCUACAGUUUGUCUUUGCUCUGUGAAACAGAUCCUCAGUCACACUGUAGCCUUAAAUAAAAGAUGUUCUGUGGA
Messenger RNA from Larimichthys crocea (large yellow croaker), 2399 nucleotides. It is a transcript of the gene hibadha, whose product is annotated as 3-hydroxyisobutyrate dehydrogenase a. Gene Ontology annotation, biological process: L-valine catabolic process. Bases 64 to 1053 code for a protein of 329 amino acids. Gene Ontology annotation, cellular component: mitochondrion. The transcript is spliced from 8 exons. The record is from RefSeq and is a predicted model, not a curated record. Gene Ontology annotation, molecular function: 3-hydroxyisobutyrate dehydrogenase activity; NADP binding; NAD binding. NCBI's taxonomy places the organism in Eukaryota, Metazoa, Chordata, Actinopteri, Sciaenidae.